This is a messenger RNA of Cantharellus anzutake, 1780 nucleotides long. RefSeq lists its product as uncharacterized. The record is from RefSeq and is a predicted model, not a curated record. Gene Ontology annotation, molecular function: chromatin binding; histone binding. NCBI's taxonomy places the organism in Eukaryota, Fungi, Basidiomycota, Agaricomycetes, Cantharellales, Hydnaceae. The coding region runs from base 202 to 1461 and encodes 419 amino acids. Gene Ontology annotation, cellular component: nucleus; chromatin. Gene Ontology annotation, biological process: nucleosome assembly. The transcript is spliced from 4 exons.
AUCGAUGUGCGCAUCCAUGGUUUAGAUCCUCCGGUGGGCGGUGGCAGUGCACCUACGAAUCAGCUAUUUUUUUUGCAUCCGGGUCAGCUGAGGAUUAAGAGAGAGCGAGCGGACUUGCCUCCUCGUUUUUUUUUUCGCAUCCUCUCAGUUACCUGAUUCUCCCGCCUCAGAAUCCAGUACAACUAUCCUUGCAUUAGUGACAUGACUUCUUCAUCUUCCGAUCAUGGUUCCGCCUCGGUUCCAUUCCAAACUCAAAGUUCUUUAGGCGCCCCCACUCCCGUCAACACGCCCUUAAAUCCCGCACCAAUCGCAUCGCGUCUCUCCCGCCCUACUAUAGCUGACAUUGAUGAGAAUGAUGCAGAGGAUGAUGAUAGGAAUCCAUCCCAGGCUGCUAUCAAUGCUCUGAUGCAGCACAAGCUCACGAGUUUGAUCGGAAGGAGUAGUGGAUAUAUCGAGUCUUUGCCUGUCCCAGUCAAGCGGCGCGUAGAGGGCCUCAAAGGUGUUGCCACUGAUUAUGACGCAAAGCUCAAGGAAUACAAGAAAGAAAUGUAUGAACUCGAAAAGAAAUUCCUUGCUCACAUUCAGCCGCUGUAUCAGCGUCGUCUGGACAUAAUCAGUGGUGUUGCCGAACCCACUGAGGGUGAAGUCGAGGCUGGUGAAGCUGUGACAGCCAAAGGCGACCCUGACGCCACGCCUCUGCCGAAGGAUUCCGCCGAUCCGAAUGCAGAAUCUCCAAAGGGUAUUCCCGAGUUCUGGCUGACAGCUCUGAGGAACCACAUUGCGUUCAGCAAUUUAAUUACAGAUCGCGACGAGGCUGCACUCCGACAUUUAACGAAUAUCGUACUCGAGUAUCUCGAGGGGGAACGCCAGGGAUAUAAGAUUGUAUUCCACUUCUCGCCCAACGAAUUCUUUGAAGAUGCUACACUCACCAAGGAGUAUCGCUAUAAGGAUGAACUUGACAUCGAGGGAGACUAUUUGUAUGAACGUGCAGUGGGGUCGGCCAUACAUUGGAAGGAAGAUAAGGAUCUGACCCAAGAGAUUGAAGUGAAAAGGCAACGAAACAAAGCCACAAACCGUACACGGGUAGUCCGUCGCGCCAAGCCCACCGAAUCAUUCUUUAACUUCUUCUCUCCUCCGGAACCGCCUACCGAAGAGGCCGAGGCUGGUAUGGAUGAUGAAGAGUUGGAGGAAAUUGAAGAGAAUCUAGAGAUGGACUACCAGCUAGGACAGGAUUUGAAAGACCGGGUCAUCCCUCGUGCUGUUGAUUACUUCACCGGCAAGGCGCUUGAGUGGGAAGAAGAUGACGAUGACUAUGAGGAGGACGACGACUUUGAUGAUGACGACGAUGAUGACGAUGACGAUGACGAGGAUGAGGAAGAUGAGGACAUUCCAGCACCUCGCCGCCGUGCAGCCAAGGAUGGAAAAGAUACAGUCGAUCCUGAGGAAUGUAAACAGCAAUAAUCAGCCCUUUGUUACUGUCGUUGGGUGCCACUAUUGCGUUAUGCGGUGAUUGUGCUGCACCCUCAUUCAUUCAAUGUCAAGUUUACAUAGCUAGGUUAAGAGUAAUCGUCGUUGCUAUAUUUUCAACCGUUUUCUUUACACAUUACUCUACUUUUUGGUUCAAACAAGCCAUUUCGAUUUUAUCGUGCUUAUCCGUUCGCCUUUAUAGCAUGGGUUUUCCGACCCAGCACCGUUCGCUUUAUAUUUUAAUGAGUUUCAGGGCUGGGCUUGGGACAACUUAACAGUUGCUGUUGAGUUCCCGCCGAAUCAGAAAGAGAAA